CCGCGGCGGAAGGAAGGCAGGGUGUCCCAGUCCAUGAUGUCUGUGAUGAGAUUCUCCGUGUCUGACAACAUCACACAUUCGACUGCCCUGGUGACAGCACUGGAUAAUGUGACAACUUUGUCCCCGACAACAAUGCAGGCAAUCAAUGACACCAACAUCACUGUCCCGCACAAGUGCCUGUUGUUGCUCUAUGAGGACAUUGGGAAGUCCAGAGUCCGCUACUGGGAUCUUCUGCUCCUGGUUCCCAAUGUGCUUUUCUUUAUGUUUCUUCUCUGGAAGCUGCCCUCUGCCAGGGCCAAAAUCCGGGUCACUUCCAGCCCAAUCUUCACUACAUUCUACAUACUAGUAUUUGUGGUGGCUUUAGUUGGUAUUGCCCGUGCUGUUGUCUCCAUGACUGUGAGUGCCUCUGAUGCUGCCACAGUUGCUGAUAAGAUCCUGUGGGAGAUCACAAGGUUCUUCCUUCUGGCGAUUGAACUGAGUGUGGUGAUUCUAGGCCUUGCCUUUGGUCACCUGGAGAGCAAGUCGAGUGUGAAACGUGUUCUGGCAAUCACUACAGUGCUGUCUCUGGCAUAUUCUGUCACCCAGGGCACUCUGGAAAUCCUGUACCCUGAUGCCCACCUCUCAGCAGAAGACUUCAACAUCUAUGGCCAUGGAGGGCGACACUUUUGGCUUGCCAGCUCCUGUUUCUUCUUUCUGGUCUAUUCCUUGGUGGUGAUUCUUCCAAAAACUCCUCUGAAAGACCGGAUUUCUUUGCCCUCCAGGAAGAGUUUUUAUGUUUAUGCUGGAAUCCUGGCACUGCUGAACCUGGUGCAGGGCCUGGGCAGUGCUCUCCUUUGUGUGGAUAUCAUAGAAGGACUGUGCUGUGUUGAUGCUACCACGUUCCUUUACUUCAGCUUUUUUGCACCUCUCAUCUACGUGGCAUUCCUGAAAGGCUUCUUUGGGUCUGAACCGAAGAUCCUUUUCUCCUACAAAUGUCAGGUGGAUGAACCUGAGGAUGUGGAUGUGCAUCUACCCCACCCUUAUGCUGUUGCCAAGAAGGAAGGAAUGGAUUCUGGGUUCUACUCGAGCACUCAGAUUGACACCACAGCCUACCUGGAUGAUGUGGCCUCUAUGCCAUAUCACGUGGGCAGCAUCAACAGCAUGGACAGUGACCGCUGGAAAGCCAUCAACGCCUAAGGCAGGGCUACCCGCUUCACACGAUGCCUCAUUCCUUUCCUUCUAAACUCCCUGAUACCACAGCUGUUAGGAUGUCCAUUGGAAAUCUGUCCUUGGCUAUCUGCCAUGGCUUUCCUCUCUUCCUUAGGAUUUCUGAAACCUAUUGUGGAACUAAGUUGGCAGCCCAAAUCUUGUUGGAAAGAACGUUUUCUGUUGCUACCUGAGAACAAUGUAGAACAGUUUUGUUCAUAAACGUAUAAACACCGAA
Messenger RNA from Gymnogyps californianus (California condor), 1423 nucleotides. RefSeq names its product transmembrane protein adipocyte associated 1 (gene TPRA1). The transcript is spliced from 11 exons. Gene Ontology annotation, molecular function: G protein-coupled receptor activity. Bases 34 to 1176 code for a protein of 380 amino acids. NCBI's taxonomy places the organism in Eukaryota, Metazoa, Chordata, Aves, Accipitriformes, Cathartidae. Gene Ontology annotation, biological process: G protein-coupled receptor signaling pathway. The record is from RefSeq and is a predicted model, not a curated record. Gene Ontology annotation, cellular component: plasma membrane.